This is a messenger RNA of Solea solea (common sole), 5496 nucleotides long. It is a transcript of the gene hs6st3b, whose product is annotated as heparan sulfate 6-O-sulfotransferase 3b. Gene Ontology annotation, cellular component: membrane. NCBI's taxonomy places the organism in Eukaryota, Metazoa, Chordata, Actinopteri, Pleuronectiformes, Soleidae. The record is from RefSeq and is a predicted model, not a curated record. Gene Ontology annotation, molecular function: heparan sulfate 6-sulfotransferase activity. The transcript has 2 exons. Bases 678 to 1994 code for a protein of 438 amino acids.
UUUAUAAGUGCUUACAUCUCUGUGUUGCUGUCUCAGUCCAGUGUCAGUGUGGCUUUCUGACUUUACAAUGUGGGGUAUGUAGACGGGAUGUUGUGGAUGCUCUUGCAGCUCAACCUCGACGAGAGCAGAACGCGCACAGCUUAUUUGUCGGAUCGGAUUCAGCAGCAGCAGCAGCAGCAUCCUCUCCAAACUGCACAGCUUCAGCAGCAGCAGCAGCACAGUCUGUCAGACCGCCUCAGCCUGGCAAGGAUGCGGUAGAGGAUCUAGCCCUGCAUCAGUCCGAGCCGUGCUAUAUUUGUGCUGAAAUUACCCUGUCACAGACAUGAAACACUGAGCCAUUUAGGGACAAGAAACAGGAGGAGGGAAAACUCCUCGAUUGCCUCAUUUUCAACUUGACGCUGGAGAAUGGGAGUCGUCGGCGCGGAUGCAGUUUUACACCGGCUCCAGAAGUUGGACAGCCAAACAUUUCCAUGCCAUGACUAUUGACUUUGGACAGGAUUUCCAGUGCAGUGCAGACGGCGUGCAAUUUUUCUGUCAUUUUUUUCCCAGGUUUGUGGAGGGUUGUUAUUUGAUCAACAGCAAUAAAAUGCACCUUUAACGAAUCCGAGGCAUGGAGGAGACGCAUGGAUGCCACUUAUAAUUCACAGUAAUGGAAUAAAGUCAUUAAUCUUGAUAUAAUGGAUGAUAGACCCAGUAAGCUCAUCUUGGUUCCUAUUCUAGCCGUCCUUUUUGUUAUGAUAGGUUAUCAGUACAUUUGUCCCGCGGGCAGCAACUCGUGCCACUUUAAGACUGAUGGGGAGAAAUUAAAGGGGGUAAGUCUACUUUCCAGUCCGGACCAGGACAAUGAUGAUUUCUACAGAGAUCAGGACCUGGAGGACGACAGCCCCGCGAGGCUGCCGUCAAAAUUCAACUUCACAGACCGAGACCUCGACAGACACGUGGAGUUCAACAUGAAAGGGGACGACGUGAUCGUGUUCCUGCACAUCCAGAAGACCGGGGGAACCACUUUCGGGAGACACCUGGUGAGGAAUAUUCGCCUGGAGCAGCCGUGCGACUGCAAACCGGGACAGAAGAAAUGCACAUGUCACCGACCAGGGAAAGAGGAGUCGUGGCUCUUCUCCCGCUUCUCCACGGGCUGGAGCUGCGGGCUGCACGCAGACUGGACCGAACUGACGAACUGUGUUCCCGUCAUUAUGGAUAAGAAGGAGGCCCAGAGAAAUAAAAGGAACUUCUACUACAUCACCAUGCUGCGCGACCCAGUCUCCCGCUACCUCAGCGAGUGGAAGCACGUUCAGCGCGGUGCCACAUGGAAAACCGCCCUCCAUAUGUGUGACGGACGCUCGCCCACUCAGGACGAGCUGCCCACCUGCUACAGUGGGGAUGAUUGGUCUGGUGUCACCCUCACAGAGUUUAUGAACUGCCCGUUCAACCUGGCCAAUAACCGCCAGGUCCGCAUGCUUGCCGACCUGAGCCUGGUGGGCUGUUACAACCUGUCCUCGAUGAACGAGAGCCAGCGCAACCACAUCCUUUUGAGCAGCGCCAUGAGCAACUUGAAAAACAUGGCUUUCUACGGCCUGACUGAGUUCCAACGCAAGACACAGUACAUGUUCGAGCGGACGUUCAGCCUGCGCUUCAUCUCGGCGUUCACGCAGAUCAACAGCACGCGAGCGGCCAACGUGGACCUAAGCGACCCGGUGCGCAGACGCAUUGAGGAGCUGAACUUCUUGGACGUGCAGUUGUACGAGUAUGCGAAGGACUUGUUCCUCCAGCGUUUCCAGUUCACCCGCCAGAGGGAGCACCAGGAGGUGCGCUUGAAGAGGCGCGAGGAGCGGCGCUGGCUGAGGGAGCAAAGGGAGCAGGCCAGGCCGUGGCCACCCAAACACAGAGGAAGCGGAAACAGGGGAGGGAGAGGGGGAGGAAGUUUUGAGAAAGGGACUGAUGGUGACUUUCCCACCACCACUGAGGACUACGCGAGCCAAGUAGCUCGCUGGUGAAGCUUCGGUCCCCGUAAAGAGAUACGAGCAAAAGAGAGAGCACCUAGAUUUGAAGAAUUUUCUUUUGACGCUCUCGUAAACAUCCCAUGUCUCUCUCGUCAUGUCUCACUCUCUUUGUCUCACCAUUAAUCCGUCUAUCGGCAUCUAUCUGUUUCUCAGCUUCAGUGUGAUCCAAGUGCUCUGCUGUUUCUUUCAGAAAACUGCCAAGUCUGUGAAUCUCACAGCAGCUCUGCCUUGGACUGCCCUUUGGUGUCUUAAAUCUUUAAAUGCUUUUAAUAUAUUUUUGUCAUUAAACUUUGUUUUUUUUGCCUUAGUUGUUUACCAUUUGUUUAAAAGGUAAACUGAGGUCAAAGGUAAAAAAAAAAGAGAGAAAAAAAUCAAACGUAGCUGCCACAGACUGCUGUGUUUUUGAUUUUGUCAUUUUCUGCAAAAAUAAAAGAAUGUCUCUGAAGUCAUUUAUCUUUGUUUCAACGGGUGGAAAACAUUUUCCCAUUUGAAAGAUGUAGUCUUAGAUCUACUGAUAGUUGCAUGUCACACAUCCACAUAAUACAAUUGGGGAUAAUAAUUUCCACCAGUUAUACAGUACUGUAAACCAAAGUGAAUUAAAAAAAAAAAUAAAACACAAUAUGCAGUUGCUUUUAAUUUAACGUCAGUGUUUUAUGCAUGCAGUACCCACUUUGAAACCAAAUUUUAAAAUACUGAUGCUGAUAUUUUGGUUACAGUGCAAUAUACAGUAUAAAGUAAUAUUUUCUAAGUGCAAAACUUUGCACAUUGAAAACCUCUUUCAAAGACAAAGCUGGUCACGAUGGGGGCGUCCUGCUGUUUUAUAUGCAGUAUAUAGAUUAUAUACAAGUAUCAUUUUUAAUCAUAAAAAGUUGGUAAAGAGUGCAAGUGAUGAAAUGUGUCAGUGUGGCUGGUGCACGGCUCGACUGCAAAUGAGAGGAUCAGCAUUCAGUUCUCAUGCACCCCCUCCAACCCCCCCUCCCUGUCACACUGUCUGCUUUUACAUGUUUGUAGAGCUGACUUCACCGUGGGCAGUGAGAGCACUCUAAUGCCAGCAGCGUGCCAGCCUCAAAGACCAGCAGAUAGCUGAGAAAUAAAAUUAAAAAACACGACUGUCAUUUCUUCUGCCCGAUAGUUUCCAGUCCCUCAAAUCCAAUCAGGAGAGCAACAGAGAGGGCUUGCUUUUAUCUUGUUAAAUGGGCUUCAGUGAUGCGUUUUAUGCCUCUUAUCUCAUAUUCACUCCUAUUGCUUAUCAAAUUAAAUGUUCACACGAAAAUGUCAACACUGAAGUCAUAUAGCCGCUGCUGUUCUCACAGUAGUUUAUCUCGUGUCCUCUCAGAUUGUGGUUGUUUAUGAAAAAUAAAAUGAAAAAUACCUCACGUUGCACAGUUUUGCUUCGAUUUUCAAGGAUCACCCAUGUUUUGCUUUGACUUGAAUGAAUACAGGUUUGAUUGUAUGAAUGGCAUCGGUGCACUUUUAUGUCUCUCUGUGUUCAGUGAGGGUGUGGAUGUGAUGCGAGACAAAGGUGAGGUGCGGGUCGCAUUGAUAGCACUCGAUCAAGUGUUUCAAGUGAAGCUGUGGCUCCAGCUCUCGAUAUUGAACUGUGUAUAAUUAGAAAACCAAAUCCAUAGCAGUGAAACGGCAUGUUUACAAAUCAUGAUCUGAUCUGACGUGGCUAAACUAGGAUACACUUUGCCAUUUACACCAGAAAAGCAUUAUGAGCACAUCUUGUGUUAUUUAUAUUGUUGUUGUUUUUUAUUUUCCCAUUAUAUGUGUGAUAUUAUUAUUUUUUUUUUGUGAAGCACUUUGAUCAUCUUGCAGGUAUUGUAAAGUGCUAUAUGAAUAAACACUGAUUGAUUGAUUGUACUUAAAUUGGAGGAAAUAUACAAAGCCUUUUUGACAGUAGCUGUUGAAAGUCUUUAUGACUAGGGAGAAAAACUGUUAUAUUUUUUGUUCCCCAAAUGAUAUAUUGAAUAUUUCUGACGAAACAGCAGUCUCUUUUAAAGUCCAUUAUAAACAUUCAUGAAUAUUUUAUACUUAAGAUUUGAACCCUAAAAAGCACAUCAUCGAAAACUGUGUGGAUUUGAUUCAUUCACCUUUGAUCAGUGGUAAGAGAAGUGCUCACAUCCUUUAACUCACACAGAAGAACCAGUAAGAAAGCAUCUAAAUAUUGAUUUAAUUAACAUUAUUCGUUUAUACGACUAACUGUCUCUGUAGCAUCUGCUUCAUAGAGCUGAUUUUCUCUCGAUAGAAAGCAAAAAUAAAAACCAACAAUAAGUUAAGUACAAUGAACACAGCGAGUUGAGUGAGUAAACAUAUUUUAAAUCACUUAAUUUGACGUGCAGUAGCUUGGCAUGAACAGAACAGAACCCUCAAUCAUGUUAUUAGCAAUAUUUGUACUUUUCCUACCACUUCAAAUGUUUGUGAUUUCAUUGCUCCUGCAUCACAGAUUUCUUUUUUAAAAUGGAAAAUGCCUGAAGGCCAUUUUAUUUUUGGAAAUGUCUUAUAAUAAUCGUCACAUAUACUUCACAUGGAAGGAAUUACGACGCUCCUCUGUGACAGAUGGCAGGAGCAGAGCAAGUGCGGUUUAGCUGUCAAUGAACACUAUCAGGAAACACUUUGUCUAGUGUUGGAUGUGUGCAAUGAACCUGUGUGUGCGUGUGUGUGCGUGCGCAUGUGUGUGAAAUGAUUUCAUGUAACAUCUUACAUGUUUUCUCACUGCAGUAUUAUUGUAAACCAAAUUGAUUGUGCUUAAAAUUAUUAACUUUAUCAACAAUGUGCAGAGCGAGAUCAUAAAUCAAUCUUUGGCAGAGGUCAGGCUCUGUUUCCUAUAGUCACAGCUGCCACGUUCUGCACUACUUUAUUUAUGUGUGUCAGCUCUAAAGUCGAAACACUCAAAAUAAAGUUUAUCCUCUCAAAAAUGAUAAAAACUAAAUAGAAAUGACCGUAAGAUAGGAAUAUUAAAGCUUUUUAUUUCUGUGAUUGAAAACGUUUGCUUCAUCAAAGCCGCUUACUGAAAGACUUUCCAACAGUUUCAAAGUGAAACUCAGACUUUUCUUUUUGUAAGUAAUGUGAUGAAUAAAAGGCGACAUGGAUUUUCACUUGCACUGCCGUUCCCUGAAAAGUGAGGCAUGCCACUUUGUAAAAGGAGCUUUUUAAUAAACUUGAACUGCCACUCCAUCAAGGCACAUUUCUCUGUGAAGCUGACUUAUCUGUAUUAUGUUGUUUUUUUGUUUGUUUAUUGAUAUGAUUUGAACUGUUGCUCAAGAAUGGCUUUGCUGAUGGCCAAUAGCAGUAUUACCAACACCUCAGUGAAAAGUGAAAGAGCUUUCUUGGGUUCCUUUGUACAUGUUAAAAGUCUUGUGAUGAAAUGAACUGUCGAAAAAGCCUUUUGGCCUGUAAUAUUUAAUCUGCAAUUUUUCUUGUUUGACCAAAAAAAAAAAGAAGAGUGGAUUCUGCUUCAGAUAUCAUCAGACAUUAAAGCAUUGAAUGGUCAUGA